Molecule: messenger RNA, 2223 nt
Organism: Dendronephthya gigantea
Lineage: Eukaryota; Metazoa; Cnidaria; Anthozoa; Malacalcyonacea; Nephtheidae
Exons: 9
Coding region: 1-2223 (740 amino acids)
Source: RefSeq, a predicted model, not a curated record
AUGACCAGCAGAACGGAGGAACAAGGACAACAGAUAAAGAAAAAUAUAUUUGUGAAUGAAAACAUGCUUUGCAAUGGAAGUGAGUGUGCAGAUUACCAAACGGAUCAGGAAGUAAAAAAUUCGACUGCCGCUGUGACAGACUGCGCUGUAAAUUCAAACAAAGAAGCACAUAUAGUUGUCGCAACCAAAAAACCCGCAGAUAACGCAAGAGUGUAUGACAGAAAACAUGCAUGCACAUACUGCGGGGAGUUGUGCUCAAAGAUUGCAAGGCAUCUAACCACAAGACACAAGGAUGAAGCGGAUGUCGUAUCGGCGUUGACCUACACAAAAAAUUCGGUUAACCGAAAAAAGGCUUUAACGAAGCUUCGUCUACAGGGUGAUUAUCAUCACAAUAUGAAUACCCUGGAGACAGGUGAAGGCGAACUCAUCAUCGUCAGACGGCCAGGACAGGAUGAGAAGAAAUGCGACAUUCACGACUUCCUUCCUUGUGAGUUUUGUUUGGGUUUCUUUCGAAAGUGGGACUUGUGGAAACACCACGCAUCUUGCGAAUACAAAUCCGAUGUUGCAGUAACGAACGAACGCAAGCAUCAGGUGCAGCAAACCGCGAAACUGUUGAUUGCCCCCACGUUAACCGGCAGUGAUAAUAUUACUUUAAACAAAAUAUUGUCUGCCAUGAAUCGCGGCGAAAUCGCGGAUAUUGUAAGGAAGGACGAGCUUAUAAAGUCUUUCGGAAUAAUGCUGUUAGAGAAAGAUGGGGAAAGGGAUUGCCAAUUUGUAUCCCAAAAGAUGAGAGAACUGGGUCGUUUGGUGAAGCAUCUGAUGGUCGAGGAAAAGAAUUCAGCGGUUCAGUUAUGCGACUACAUAAAGCCGGAAAAAUUCGACACGAUUGUAAAAGCCGUUAAGGAGACGUCUGGAUUUAUGGCAGGUAACGGUCAGCUUGACGUUAAUAUCCCGUCGCUCGCAUUGAAGCUCGGUUAUUCCAUCAAAAAAUGCGCCUCUCUCCUACAUAACCAAGCGUUACGUGCGAGGAACGCAGACCAAGUAAAGGACAUAAAGAGCUUCCUGAAAAUCAUGUCAACAGAGUGGGAAUAUAAGAUUUCCCAUCACUCCAUUUCAACGCUGAAAGAAAGGAAGUACAAUAAGGUCCAAGUCCUUCCUCUGGCGGAGGAUAUAGCGAAACUGCGGAAGUUCCUUGACGAAGAAAUCGCGAGUGAAACAAGUCAACUGGAAGAAUUGCCGAUAGCAAAAAACUGGACCUCUCUUGCAAAGCUGCUUUUGGCAAGGAUUGUGAUGCUGAAUAAACGAAGAGGCGGCGAAGCAUCCAAGUUAUUACUGAAGUCGUACGAUGAGAUACCGGAAUGGACCAAAUGCGCGACUUCAGAGAUCUUAUCGAGCUUAAGUCCAUUGGAGAAGCGGCUAUCGGAGCGGCUAAAUAUGGUUGAAACCCGAGGCAAACGAGGCAGAAAAGUUCCAAUAAUUCUGACACCAGAAAUUACAAAGGGUAUAGAGCUGCUUAAUUCUCUUCGCUCCAAGGUGGGAGUAAACAAAGAAAACAGAUACGUAUUUGCGAGAGUAAAUAGAGAUUCGUUGGAGCCACUGAGAGGAUGGGACUGUCUCAGACAAUGUGCCCUUGAAUGCCAGCCAGAACUUCAAAAUCCUGAUGUGAUAACCAGCACCAAACUGCGAAAAUACAUCGCAACGAUUACACAGGUUUUAUCGCUGGAAGAAAAGGAAAUGGACUGGCUUGCACGACACCUGGGGCAUGAUAUUCGCACACAUCGCGAAUAUUAUCGGCUCCACGAGUCAACUAUUGAAAUUGCAAAGAUAAGCAAGCUGUUAUUGGCAGUAGAUAGUGGGAAGGCCAGUUCGUUGAAGGGCAAGUCAUUGGAUGAAAUAUCGAUUGACGACAUAUCUGAGCCAGAACUAACUGAUGAUGAACGAGGUGAUGACGACGGGGAAACAAGUUUGGCUCAAGAGGAAACAAAGAAACGCAAUGCUUUUGAAGCAAAAAGCAAAGCGACAAAAUCAAAGAAGCCAAAACUUCAAAAGGAAACAGACGGAGAGUGGCUACCAGAGGUGAAAGAAUGUGAUUUCGACCAGGAUUUCCUUGGUUUUCUUCCAUAUUUCAAAACCAACAUGGCAUUCGGUGAUCACAGAAAAAUAAAGCCUAUUACGCCGACCUGUCGCCGACUUAUUGUCUUGAUUCGUCGAGGGAGAAAAUAA